This is a messenger RNA of Protopolystoma xenopodis, 333 nucleotides long. The record is from the annotation of a GenBank genome assembly. NCBI's taxonomy places the organism in Eukaryota, Metazoa, Platyhelminthes, Monogenea, Polystomatidea, Polystomatidae.
AAAGUGGCUGAUCCAAGCAAAGGAGCUGAUCUGUUUCGUUUAUCAUGCCAAUUGGACAAUGUCGUCAGGGCCGAAUCUCAUCAAUUCACUCUCAGUCAAGUCGACAUUUGGGGAGAGCAAACAGUAAAAUCCCUUUUCAACAGACCAUCUCACACCGAAAUUCUUGAGUCUGGCUGGGCCGAGUGUCAAGAAUGUGGACACAAAAGACACGAUUUCGCUCUACACAGACGACGCUGCUGGGACAUUCCACAAACUCACAUCUACCGCUCAGACAAACGCGACAGUUCAAUGUUGGGUCAGCUGACAGUUAUGGGCAUCCAUGCGGCUCAAUGA